Messenger RNA from Papaver somniferum (opium poppy), 2590 nucleotides. RefSeq lists its product as uncharacterized. Gene Ontology annotation, molecular function: glycosyltransferase activity. NCBI's taxonomy places the organism in Eukaryota, Viridiplantae, Streptophyta, Magnoliopsida, Ranunculales, Papaveraceae. The transcript is spliced from 3 exons. Gene Ontology annotation, cellular component: membrane. The record is from RefSeq and is a predicted model, not a curated record. Bases 1352 to 2485 code for a protein of 377 amino acids.
CUCCUUCUCCCUCUCUCUGUCGUCUCUCUCUCUCUUUCUCUUUUACACUGAUUGAUUGAAGAAGAUGACCAACUUCAUCUCCUCCACAGAACCCAAAUGGCAAAUACCCAAAGAUGACCGCAACAAUUUCUUUCUCAUCUUCAAAACGAAAAACAUUUUCUGAACUAUAUUCAUCAUCAUUAAACCCCUUACUUCAUCUCCUCCUCAUCUCUCUCUCAAUUUUUUUUUUUUUUUUUUUUUUUAAGAAUUUCAAAAUCCUAAUAAUCCUGCACUCUCCUAACAGAUCUAUUCGAGGCCGUCAAUUGAUUAAUAACCAGUAUUGUUUUUGAAAAGGUUCAAGAAGUUAAAAAGGAACUUCAAUUAGUAUCAGAUCUUCCACAACAAUCUCCUGCUCGUCAUAAGUUUUUAGAUGAUUGUGAAGCUGCCAUUACUGAACAAAUCAAGUUCUUCUAGGGAAGCUAGCUUAGAGGAAAGUGGGACGGGCUGAGCUACUUAUGGAAUAUCAGCAUUCCCAACGACCAAGUACUCGGUGAAUAUAUUCAUUAUUGUACUGUCAGGAAACACAUGGUGGUCGUAAAGCACUACUUGAUAUUAGGGAGACAUUGUUUCAGAAAUAUAGUGGAGAACAUGAAUACUACUCUGCCCCAGUUGGAAUUAAUUAGUUCAUCAAACUAAAAGAUAAUAAAUAUUGUUUGUUUAUAACAUAUACAUAGCUGGCAAUCCGAUGAAGAUGGUGACAAGAGUACUUGAAAGAAAUAGAAAAUUUGAAAUCGUAAAAACCUCUUCCUUUUCUCUCCUCCACCACCCCCACCAUACUCUUUCUCGUUAGAUUCAUUUUAUUUUAUCUUCUUCUCUUCUCUCCCGAAUCUCUGCCCGAUUCUCUCUAGUACUUAUUCUUAAUCAAUCAUAACCUUGGUUCUCUCUGUAUCUAAGCUCUCGAGAUAUUCAAGAUUCAUUCAACCCUUUGUUUCAAGCAUUCAAAUGAUUGAAUGUAUUGAUUAAAACUCUUUUAUUCUUAAUCAAUACAUCAUAGAUUCAUUCAAUUAAAACCUUAGUCACUACAGAGUUAAGGUUAUCAUUUAAUGUAUUGAUUAGAAGUCUCUUAGUCUUAGUCAAUACAUCCAAGAUUCAUUCAAUCAUAACCUUAAUUCUCUCUGUAUCUCCCAAAUCUCCUCCUGAUUCUCGCUAGUUCUUAGUCUUAAUCGAUACAUUCAAUCAUCACCUGAAUUCUCUCUGUAUCUAAAUUCUACUUACAAUAGUUCUCUGAUGAGAUUGUUAUUGAAAAAUAAAAUAAUGAAGACAUCGAAGUUGUAGCAGCUAGCGUCUAGGCAAUUUGGAUCUACAACACAGUAUGUCAGUGCGGCGCCACAGACCACCCAUUAAGGGGCCGGUUUGGAUCAUUGCGUUGAUUUCUUUUAUUUGCCUCUUGCUAAUUGGCGCUUAUAUCCUUCCUCCAAGAGGAUAUUCAUUUUGUUCUGUAUUCUCUGGAGUCGGUUGUAAGUCUAUGUCGGAGUGGCUACCACUUACUCCUACCAGGGACUAUAGUGAUGCUGAGAUCGCAGCUCGUGGUGUCAUUAGAGAUAUCUUGCAGACACCUCCUAUUCAUACAGAGUCACCUAAAAUUGCUUUCAUGUUCUUGACUCCGGGCACAUUACCUUUAGAAAAGCUAUGGGAUAAGUUCUUUGACGGGCAUGAAGGCAGAUUCUCCGUCUACGUACACGCAUCUGAGGAAAGACCGGUACAUUUGAGUCGUUAUUUUGUCAACAGAGACAUUCACAGUGAGAAGGUAGUUUGGGGGACAAAUUCGAUGGUUGAUGCAGAGAGGAGACUUCUGGGAUUGGCUUUCCAAGACCCUGAUAAUCAGCAUUUUGUACUUCUCUCGGACAGUUGUAUUCCACUUCAUAAUUUCGAUUAUGUCUAUAAUUAUUUGAUGGAUACAAAUGUCAGUUUUAUUGAUUCCUAUGAAGAUCAUGGACCUCAUGGAUCAGCUGGCAGGUAUUCGGAGCCUAUGUUACCUGAAAUUGAAUAUAAGGACUUCAAGAAAGGUUCUCAGUGGUUCACAAUGAAGCGGCAGCACGUUAUGAUAGUCCUAUCUGACUGUCUUUACUACCCGAAGUUCAGGCUUUACUGCAGGCCAGGUAUGGAGGGGGAUAAGAAUUGCUACUCUGACGAGCAUUACCUCCAGACAUUCUUCAGUAUGAUGGAUCCUGCAGGUAUAGCGAAUCGGUCAGUGACUCUCACCGAUUGGUCUGAAAGGAAGUGGCAUCCGAGAGCUUAUCAUGCUCAGGAUAUUACCUAUGAGCUCCUGAAGAAACUUGCGUCUAUUGAUGAGAGUUUACACUAUACUAGCGAUGAACAGUUAGUGUUGGAUGAACCUUGCAUGUGGAAUGGGAUGAAGAGACCGUGUUAUUUGUUUGCUAGAAAAUUCUACCCAGAAACUCUGGAUAAUUUGAUGAAUCAUUUCUCCAAUUACACGACAAUUUGAGUUUACCAGUGACAACUGUUGGCAGAGUGUUCAGUUUCUGUUAUUUGUGUGUGUAACUCAUUUCAGAUUUAAUUUAAUUUUCAUUUCCUCUGCUCUGCUCUCCAA